Molecule: messenger RNA, 2948 nt
Organism: Loxodonta africana (African savanna elephant)
Lineage: Eukaryota; Metazoa; Chordata; Mammalia; Proboscidea; Elephantidae
Gene: GRN
Product: granulin precursor
Exons: 13
Coding region: 845-2632 (595 amino acids)
Biological process (GO): regulation of inflammatory response
Cellular component (GO): extracellular region
Source: RefSeq, a predicted model, not a curated record
ACACCUCUCACUGGCUCCUUCCCAGGGGUCCGGCCGGGGACUGGUGAGCUUGAGGUGCUCCUGGAGUCUCAGCCGGGAGACGAAGGGAGAUUUGCGUCCAGAAACUCCUUUGAGGGUUUCUGAUGCAUUGGAGGGAAUUUUAGGGGAGAGUAGGUGGUAACUGCAGUGACCCCAUUAGAAGGGGGCUUUUUCCGUGCCAGGAUCCCCGGAAGCUGCAGCCCCUUUCCUCAAAGCAGGUACCACCCUAUUCUAGAGCCAUCUGUUGACAGGAGCCGGCUCCUUCCUCUUUUGGUGGUGGCGGUGGAGUGGUCCCCGUGGCUGCCCCGGGGAACUGGGAGCAGGACUUGAGACCCUGGCCGCCCCAAAGGUAGGGACUUGGGAGUGGUGACCGAGCCCCUGUGUUGUGUCGACUUAUAGCCACCCUAUAGGACAGAGUAGAACUGCCACACAAGGUUUCCAGGGAGUGGCUGGUGGACUCGAACUAUUGACCUUUUGGUUAGCAGCCAAACGCACCACCAGGGCUCCUGGGUUUUGUCUGGCUCUUCCUUGCUUCCUCACGUGGGGGUAGGACGAGCUAACUUCCGCCUCUCCCAGCCACUUUUUCCUCCUCAGUUGCAAAUGUAUUGGCUCACUUUUGGGGAAUCUUCCUCUCUGCCACUAGGAGUUGGGGGGUGCCCCCUAGUGGAAGAUGACGGAGCUGGGGGCUUGAAGACGCUCCUGUCCUUUCUGUUGUGGAAGUGUGCGUUGGGGGUGACAGGCCGCCGCUAGGAACCCUACUGAGGAGCAGCCCGAGGCGGGGACUGGGCCUCCUUCUCCCCCGUCUCUAGUUCUGUGUGUGUGGACCAUGUGGACCCUGGUGAGCUGGGUGGCCUUGGUGGCAGGGCUGGUGGAUGGAACACAGUGCCCAGAUGGUCAGCUCUGCCCUGUGGCCUGCUGCCUGGACCCAGGGGGAGCCAGCUACAGCUGCUGCAACCCCAUUCUGGACACAUGGCCCUCUCUGUCCACAACAUGGAGCAGGCAUCUGGGUAUACCCUGCCAGACUGAUGCCCACUGCUCUGCUGGCUCUUCCUGCCUCCUCACUGUCUCGGGAACCUCCCGCUGCUGCCCAUUACCAGAGGCCGUGUCUUGCGGGGAUGGACGCCACUGCUGCCCCCGGGGCUUCCAAUGCAAUGCCGAUGGGCGGUCCUGCUUUCGCAGACUAGAUGCCAGCCCCUUGGGUGCCAUCCAGUGCCCUAAUAGCCAGUUUGAAUGCCCCAGCUCUUCCACGUGCUGCGCUACGCUUGAUGGCUCCUGGGGCUGUUGCCCCAUGCCCCAGGCUUCUUGCUGCCAAGACAAGGUGCACUGCUGCCCCCAUGGUACCUCCUGUGACUUGGCACAGGCCCGCUGCCUCACGCCCACGGGCACCUACCCUUUGGCGAGGAAGACCCCUGCACGGAAGACUAAUAGGGCAGUGGCCCUGCCCACCGCUGUCAUGUGCCCUGAUGCACAAUCCCAGUGCCCUGACGGUUCUACCUGCUGUGAGCUGCCCAGUGGGAAGUAUGGCUGCUGCCCAAUGCCCAAUGCCAUCUGCUGCUCUGACCACCUGCACUGCUGCCCCCAGGACACUGUGUGUGACCUGAUCCAGAGUAGGUGCCUCUCCAAGGAGAACGCGACAGACCUCCUCACCAAGGUGCUUGCACACACAGUGCAGGAGGUGAAGUGUGACCUGGAGGUGAGCUGCCCAGAUGGCUAUACCUGCUGCCGCCUGUCUACGGGGGCCUGGGGCUGCUGCCCUUUCACCCAGGCUGUGUGCUGUGAGGACCAUGUGCACUGCUGCCCAGAGGGCUUUAGAUGUAACACAGAGAAGGGGACCUGUGAGCAGGGGAACCGCCAGGUGCCCUGGAUGAAGAAGGCCCCAGCCCACCUCAGCCUUCCAGACCCCCAAGCCAUAGAGAGUGAUGUCCCCUGUGACAACGUCACCAGCUGUCCACCUUUCAAUACCUGCUGCCGACUUGUGUCUGGGGAGUGGGGCUGUUGUCCUGCCCCAGAGGCCGUCUGCUGCUCGGACCACCAACACUGCUGCCCCCACGGCUACACAUGCACAGACGAGGGGCAGUGUCAGAAAGGGGACAAGAUGGCAGCUGCACUGAAGAAGAUGCCUGCCCGUCAGUCCUCCCUGUCUUACCCCAGAGACACCAGCUGUGACCAGCACACCAGCUGCCCGGUGGGGCAGACCUGCUGCCCCAGCCUGAGCAGGGGCUGGGCCUGCUGCCAGUUGCCUCAUGCCGUGUGCUGUGAGGAUCGCCAGCACUGCUGUCCAGCUGGGUAUACCUGCAAUGUGAAGGCCCGCACCUGUGAGAAGGAGGUGGCCCCUACCCAGCCCACCACCCCCCUGGCCCACAGCCUUCACGUGGGCGUGGGGGACGUGGCUUGUGGGGACAGCCACUUCUGUCACGAUAACCAGACCUGCUGCCAAGAUAGCCACGGGGGCUGGGGCUGCUGUCCCUACCGCCAGGGCAUCUGUUGCACAGAUAAGCGUCACUGCUGUCCUGCUGGCUUCCGCUGUGGGGCCAGGGGUACCAAGUGUUUGCGCAAGGAGAUCCUGCCCUGGAAAACCCCUGUGAGGGGCCCAGCCCAGAGACCGCUGCUAUAAGGAAGGACUGAGGACUGACGACAUUCCUCAGCCCUGGGGACCCUGUUCAGAGGGUCCCCACUGCUCAGGCCUCCUCAGCAUCUCUCCCACCAAUUCUCCCUGACACCCUUCCAUUCUGAGUCCCCUUCACCACAGGAGGUGGGGCUUCAACCUAAGGCCUCCCCUCUGGAAAGGGGGAACCUGUGGCAAAAAACACAUUAAAAGCUGCCAUCCCCUCUCCCAAUUUCUGUGGACCCUGUGGCCAGGUGCUCUCCCCUAUCCACAGGUGGUCGUGUGUGUAUGUGUGUGCCCCAAUAAAGUUUGUACACUUUCUUAA